Mus caroli (Ryukyu mouse) is the source of this 5179-nucleotide messenger RNA. The record is from RefSeq and is a predicted model, not a curated record. Lineage: Eukaryota; Metazoa; Chordata; Mammalia; Rodentia; Muridae.
UUGUGAAAAGUUCUGAGACGAGCAGGAGGAAGUGGGGACCGACCAGUUGAGCACCACCAGAGGCCGGGGAGCGAGGGGGUCUCAAGUGACCCCUGGGAAACUCCGGUGUCGGAAAGGAGCCGAGCGCCUACAUGAAAGGAGGAACCUUCUCGGAAGUUCGCCCCUACCUGAGCCGGGAACUCCAGCUUCAGGAUCCGCGGCGCUUCCCCCGCGUGCUGGCUCGGUGGCCGCGUCUACACACGACCCGUGAGGAUCCGGAUGGCCGUGAGGUGGACCUGGGCAGGCAAGAGCUGCCUGCUGCUGGCCCUUUUAACACUGGCUUAUAUUCUGGUGGAGUUCUCAGUCUCCACUUUGUAUGCCUCUCCAGGAACCGGCGGUGCCAGGGAGCUGGGGCCAAGGAGGCUCCCGGACCUUGAUACAAGGGAAGAGGAUUUGUCUCAGCCUCUUUAUACAAAGCCCCCUGCAGAUUCCCAUGCUCUUGGGGAAUGGGGGAGAGCAAGCAAACUCCAGCUCAACGAGGGGGAACUGAAGCAGCAAGAAGAACUCAUUGAGAGAUAUGCCAUCAACAUUUACCUCAGUGACAGGAUCUCCCUGCACCGCCACAUAGAGGAUAAAAGAAUGUAUGAGUGUAAAGCCAAGAAGUUCCACUACAGGUCGCUCCCCACCACCUCCGUUAUCAUCGCCUUCUAUAACGAAGCCUGGUCCACUCUGCUUCGGACCAUUCACAGUGUUUUAGAAACUUCUCCAGCUGUGCUUUUAAAAGAGAUCAUCUUGGUGGAUGACUUGAGUGAUAGAAUUUAUUUGAAGGCGCAACUUGAAACUUACAUCAGCAACCUGGAGAGAGUUCGCUUGAUUAGAACCAAUAAGAGAGAGGGGCUGGUCAGGGCCCGUCUAAUUGGGGCCACUUUUGCCACCGGGGAUGUCCUCACUUUCCUGGAUUGUCACUGUGAGUGUAACAUUGGUUGGUUGGAACCACUUUUGGAGAGGAUCAGUAGAGAUGAAACCGCAAUCGUAUGUCCUGUCAUCGACACUAUUGACUGGAACACUUUCGAAUUCUACAUGCAGACCGGGGAGCCCAUGAUUGGUGGGUUUGACUGGCGUUUGACCUUCCAGUGGCAUUCUGUCCCCAAACAUGAAAGGGACAGGCGGACGUCAAGAAUUGACCCCAUCAGGUCCCCCACCAUGGCAGGAGGACUGUUUGCUGUCAGCAAGAAGUAUUUUCAGUACCUGGGCACCUAUGACACUGGCAUGGAAGUCUGGGGAGGCGAAAACCUUGAGCUGUCUUUCAGGGUUUGGCAGUGUGGCGGCAAGCUGGAGAUCCACCCAUGCUCGCACGUGGGCCAUGUGUUUCCCAAGCGCGCGCCCUAUGCUCGCCCCAACUUCCUACAGAAUACCGCGCGGGCGGCCGAAGUGUGGAUGGAUGAAUACAAAGAGCAUUUCUAUAACCGAAACCCCCCAGCUCGGAAAGAGGCCUAUGGCGAUCUUUCUGAAAGGAAGUUACUGAGGGAACGGCUGAAAUGUAAGAGCUUCGACUGGUAUUUGAAAAAUGUGUUCUCUAAUUUACACGUCCCCGAGGAUAGACCUGGCUGGCACGGAGCCAUCCGCAGCAUGGGCAUCUCUUCCGAGUGCUUAGAUUAUAACGCUCCCGACAACAACCCUACGGGGGCAAAUCUUUCGUUGUUUGGAUGCCAUGGUCAAGGAGGCAAUCAGUUCUUUGAAUAUACUUCAAACAAAGAAAUCAGAUUCAAUUCCGUGACUGAAUUAUGUGCAGAGGUCCCCCAACAAAAGGAUUAUGUAGGGAUGCAAAACUGCCCCAAAGACGGGCUCCCUGUUCCAGUGAACAUCAUUUGGCAUUUUAAAGAAGACGGAACGAUUUUUCACCCUCACACAAGACUGUGUCUUAGUGCUUACCGGACAGCUGAGGGCCGACCUAGUGUCCAUAUGAAAACGUGUGAUGCCCUUGAUAAAAACCAGCUCUGGAGGUUUGAGAAAUAGGCUGGCAGCAGAGCGCCUUCUCUCCGGGAGCUGACAGUAGCCUCCGGAAAGUCACCGUGCCCCAGGAUGACUGUAUUUUACCAGAAGUCACCUGGCAGCUGUCUGUAAGAACACUGGAAAGCCGUGGUUCAUCUGGGGAUAUCACUCUGAAGCUGCGUACACAGAGCACCGCUGCUCAAUAUCUCAAAGUGCCUUCUUUGCUCUUGGGUUGUUUUAUUUAAAGCUUUGUCGAUAUGGUCUCCUGCAACUUCUUAAAGAAAGCUGCUGUGAACUGAGAUGCACAAAACACUGAAGUGUGGGUGUAGCUUAGCAGUAGAAUGCUUAGCUAGCAUGUGCAAGACCCUGAGUCUGACCCACAGCACCACAAACUACAUGCAAGACUUAAUAUUUAGAACAUAAAAGUCCAGACAAAAUGGGGUAUGAUUCAUUCUGAUUGGUAAAUAUAUUGCAUGUACUUUUCUUUUCUUUUCUUUUCUUUUCUUUUCCUUUCUUUUCUUUUCUUUUCUUUUCUUUUCUUUUCUUUUCUUUUCUUUAUCAAAACAUGUGAAUGUGUAAUUAGAACUAUUACUUUCUGAUUACAUUCUUUCAGCCAGCACAUUACAUUUUAGGUUUUUAAAAGCCAACUUGUCUUUGGUGAAAUAAAAGUUGAAGAAAUUUGAUCUUGAGGAAAAGGCCUGGGGUUGAUAUAUGUUUCAUUGGAAGAGGGUCCUGGUCUUGAAUGCAAGUUUGGAGGUCUUCUUUAUUUUAUUUUAUUUUAUUUUAUUUUAUUUUAUUUUAUUUUGAGAUAGAUCUUGAACUCCUGAGUCUUGCUUCCACCUCUCAAGUACUGGGAUUGCAGGCAUGUGCCACCACAGGAGGUUUGGAGGUCUUUUUUGGCAGACAGGUAUCUCAGAAAGUGUGACAUUCACCUUCCGUUCUCUGUAACCGUGAGCCCUUGGAGUGAACUGACCCAUAUCUCAAUACCUCACAUCACCCCACUCUGUAAGCUGCAUUCUCCGUGAACUUGUUUGUGAGUAAUGGGGCAUUUUCUGAUUGCACCUUCUUAGUUAUGGAUGUCCUAGAAUGAAGCUCAUUCAGAAGGCUGGGCCUCCCUUCUUCUUAAUGCCUAAUGGUUUGAAGUCAACACAAGUGAGACUUCCCCGUAGCUAACCCCAAAUGCCUUUACUGAAAUGUGUGAAACUGAAGAGGGCCGGCCCAGUUCUGCAGAGAGUGUUCGACUCCCCCCAGAGUGGGCGCUGACCUGGAAAUGGAGAGGCUUCUUCCUCUUUACAGCAGUGGGGAAACUGUCUGUCUUGGUCAUUGUUGAUUGGUGCCUUGGAGCUCCUGGAAAGCACAAGGCAGAAGGGAACCAGGGCAGCUCUUACCGUGUGUGAGCAGAUGUCUCAGCGGAAGGGGUUGUUUCUCUUGCUUGGGCCUCAGUUUCCUCUUCUGCCUCGCUGGGUUGGUUGGUGAGGAUCCCUAAAGGUCGAUUGCACCUCCCUCUGGGCCCCUCACCCCUGUGCAACUUGGAGAAGCACUUCUGUGUCUUUCCUUUUAACGUGGGUGGUGCUGAGCAGCUAGCUGGUCAGUUUCAGUCUGGGAGAUGGAAAAGCGAUUUUUACAUUUGCUCAAGCUGAGCUCCCCUGAAGUGGUGAGUUUCUCCCAGGAUAUCAUGAGAGCUAGUUUUCUACUCAUUUUAUUUUGACAACGGUUGGACUGACUGUGCUUUUUUGAAAGUUUUAAACUUUCAAAGCAAUUCUUUUGACUAAGAGUAUAAAUAUUUCCCAAACUAAAUUAUUUCAGAAGGACACGUUUUGCCAUAUUUUGACUAGUUCCCUACUAACAUUUUAUCCAGACAGCACAGCCCAAAUUUUGGGAGUGAGUCUCAGGUUUUUGACUUUGAUUUGAAAAUGCAUGCUCCAUAGAGAACCAGCCCACAGGAAUUCAUAAGAAAGUUGUUUUCAGUGUUCACUUGUCAGGAUGGAGAGGGGGAAAACUCUGAAUUUCGGUAGCUUGUUUAGGGUGAGCAUUUGAAAGCAUGAAGGGUUGUGUGUUCUUGUGGCUGUUUUGUUUCUCACUGAUUCUUAGAAUGAAAAUCUCUUACUACUUUUUUGUAAGUCACCCAGCAUCCUUACAGUUUAUGGACCACCUGGCUAGAGAUUCCAUGAGCAAUGGUUGGCCCUGGGUUUAUUUAAGGGAAAUAUACAUAAAUGCUCAUUCAGGAGGAAAUUCCCCAACAUACAUUCUCACCUUGCCCCACCUUUUUGCUGUUUGUUCUGGCUAGCCCUGUGUCGCAUGAGAGAAUUAAAUGGAUGCAAUUUAGAAGGGACUAUUGAAAAUACUUUUACUUAGUAUCUCUGUGCCCCUAGCAAAAGAGAGAAGAGGCUUUUGAGACUAGAGUCUUUCCUCCUGUGUUACCUGUCUCUCUAUAGGUGGUUAUGGCCCCUCGGUCCUUUUUAGGCUGGUAGUUUAUUUCUGUCCGUAAUUCAGAAGAAUAUAACUCAGAAUACUAUACAUAAUGAAGUAAACUGGAGUUGUGUUUUUAUAUGCAGACAUGGUCCAAUUUCAUUCCAAACGCGCACCAUAGUGAAACAUGCAAGAGACGCUUUCACUUAUUUCCAGUUUUUGGCCAGCCACCUAAGUUCUCCAUUUUGCUAUAGAAUUUACAUGUUUAGAUGUUAGAAAAAUGUUUGAUGAGCAAGGAGUUUCCCAUUCUAUUGUUUACUUCAUCAGUCCUGUGAAUAGAUUGGCUCCAUGAGCAUCUUAGCACUUGUUUUUAUUUGUGAAAUGGUAACAGAGUCAUCAGAAGGGUCUCUUUAACCGUAACGCCUUGUUUGGAAGGGAAACUGUGGUUAUUCAGCCAGUAAAUAGUAGGCUCUUGCAUGUGCACUGAUGUUAGCGGAUUGAAAUAUUCCAGGCAAAGGAUUUGUUUUUAAGCUGUAUACUCAGUUAUUUUAAUCGUCUCGGUUUUAAUGAAUAGAAUUUAGAUUUGACUUGUCUUUUGGAAUUGCUGUUUUAACAAGAUUUCUGAGUGGGCACAAAGCUGAGGUCCAGAUUUCUGUCUUUUGAGCAGUGACUGUUUCUUUGUGUUAAUGGUGUCUGUAAUACUGGUGAAGACAUGCAAUAAAAUGUAUGCCUAAUUAUUUUUGCAAACCGAUUCUGAUGAUUUUAGUCUAUGGCAUUAAUGUUUCUAUGUACACAUUAA